CGGAAGUAAUAUUGAGCAGGAGGAGUAGCUGACUGACAUUGAGCUUUCCUAAAGGCGGUGAUUGAACCAUCCCAUAAGAGUUAAAUCUGAGGAAUAAACGGGUCACAAGUUCCUCAUGCUGACUUCGAAGCGAUUGGCUGACGUUGGAUACCGCGUCUUCUCCGGAUCCAUGAUGCUGCUGACUCUGUACGGAGGCUACCUGUGCACCAUGCGUGGCUACCGCUACUGGCAGAGACAGAAGCAGCUCCAACUCGCUGCAGAGAAUCAAAUCAUUGACCAGGAGACAGUCAAGGACUGAUCAUCUGUUAUCAACAUACAGGAACACCUGUCUCUCUUCUGCCUUUAGGGAGGGACAUUUAGAUGAUGAGAUCUCGUCCACUAUGCAUGGCGAAUCUAUAUUUAACUGCACCGUGAAAAUGCUUUAUAUUUUUGAAACUUUGUUUAUGUCAAAUGUAAUAUAGUGAUAAUGUCAAGUGGAAGAAACCAUUAACCGGUUUAUGUUGCUUAUUCAUUAAAAAAAUGGGGUUA
This is a messenger RNA of Clarias gariepinus (North African catfish), 528 nucleotides long. Its product is annotated as cytochrome c oxidase assembly protein COX14 homolog. The transcript has 2 exons. NCBI's taxonomy places the organism in Eukaryota, Metazoa, Chordata, Actinopteri, Siluriformes, Clariidae. The record is from RefSeq and is a predicted model, not a curated record. Bases 116 to 298 code for a protein of 60 amino acids.